GCACGCAGUUUAAAGGGAACAUUGAUUAUGACCAUCAUAAUGAUAUUAACCAGAUUGGUCUAUCAUGUACAUGCCCUUAUGUCAGUCAUCAUUCAAAAAGAGGGUGUCUUGUCCUGCUCCUGAAAUCUGCUACUGCAUUCCUCCCAGUCAUCAGCAACAGAACAUUGGGUUGGUGAGAAGACAAAGAACAGACGGCCUGGCCAUUCUUUCACCUGACCGCUAGCCAGCCGGAGAGACGGGGAACAGGAUAGGGAAGCAGCGCGGAGCAGGCGCCGCGGAGCCACCGGAGAAGAUGGCAGGCAGCCCGGAGAAGAGUUCCACGGCACAGGAGCUGAAGGAACAGGGCAACCGACUGUUCCUCUGCCGCAAGUACCAGGAGGCUGCCACCUGCUACAGCAAAGCCAUCAACCGUAACCCGUUGGUGGCGGUGUACUACACCAACCGGGCUCUGUGCCACUUGAAGCUGCAGCAGCACGACAAAGCCCUGGCGGACUGCAAGCACGCGCUGGAGAUGGACCCCCAGUCGGUCAAGGCCCACUUCUUCCUGGGCCAGUGUCACCUGGAGCUGGAGAACUACGACGAGGCCAUCGGCAACUUGCAGAGAGCUUACAACCUGGCCAAGGAGCAACGGCUGAACUUUGGAGACGACAUCCCAAGUGCCCUGCGGCUCGCCAAAAAGAAGCGUUGGAACAGCAUCGAGGAGAAGCGCAUCAACCAGGAGAACGAGCUGCUUGCCUAUCUCACCAAACUCAUCCUGGCUGAGAAGGAGAGGGAAGUGGCGGAUUGCCGGGAAAACGAAGAGUCUGACAAUCCGAGUGGCAGCGUCGUCGUCAAGAUCAAAUCAACACAUGACAAGUUCCUUAUGGACAUGGAGGAGCUCUUUUCACAAGUGGACGAGAAGAGAAAAAAGCGGGAGAUCCCUGACUACCUGUGUGGAAAGAUCAGCUUUGAGUUGAUGAGGGAGCCCUGCAUCACCCCCAGUGGGAUCACCUACGACCGCAAGGACAUUGAGGAGCAUCUACAGCGAGUGGGCCAUUUCGACCCGGUCACCCGGAGUCCUCUGACUCACGACCAGCUGAUCCCCAACCUGGCCAUGAAGGAGGUCAUCGACGCCUUUAUCCAGGAGAACGGUUGGGUGGAGGACUAUUGAACCCCCAUAACCCGAACCCCCUAUGGCUCGUAGAUCCACACGCCCCAGAGCUGAGAUCCACACCAGAAGUGUCAAGGAAAAAAAGGAAGUGACAGAAUUCAGAAACUCCCUCCUGGACAUGCACUUUACACAUAGGGGGGUCACACUAUGGACUGCAAAAUGACAGCCAUAUCUCGAGGUGAUUCCUCUCUCUUUCUAAAUCGGUCUCCUCUCUCUCCUCCCCUUCUCUCUAAAUCUUUCUUUAUCGCUUCCCUUCCUCUGAUAGUCCUCUCUCCCUCAGAAUUGGGGGCCAUGUUUCUCAGGUCUCUCUGUCUCUCUCCCCCUCUAUCUGUCUGUGCCACAAUUCUCUCUGAACACAUCGCACUGCACGCUGGUCUCAAAACCCUCUAAUGUAAAGUUUCCAAUCUCUUCUCAAAUAUAACCAUUGGAACUAUCUACCUAAAUGAUGAAAAUAUUAGCCUUUUAUCUUACUCUUACUCCAGUAUUUUUGUUUAUUUCAAUUUAUUAUUUUUUUAAAACAUAAUGGGUUAGUUGUACUGUAAUGACUUAUUUCCCACAAUUCAGUGUUGGUGGUCUUGGUCAAUUUGAUGCCAAAUUGUUAUUUUACUUUUCAAACAAUCUAGUGUGGACUUUUUUUUUUAAUGCAAGAUAAUGGCAAAUGUGAGAAAUGUAUUAUAGAAAACUGACCAACUAAGUCGGUCUGCUUCAAGUCAUUGCCUGUGAUCUGGAGUUAUAACAAGGUCAUACAAACUAUAAUGUUCCAACUGAUGGUCAACGGUCCUCUAUUGCAUUAUAUCAGUCCCUCAUAGCGGCCAGUUAUACUAUGUUGAAUGUAUGCAUAUAGUGAGAGUGAAUAGAUUAAACCUAUUUUAUUUUACAACGAGUUGUAUGUAUUAUUACAGUAGUACCAAAUGGCAUUCUUGUCGUCAUCCAAGAAGGAGAUGAUAGACAAUUCAUCAGUUUAAAGUGCUGCAUAGAGACUCGACAAGGUCGUUUCUAUUUCCUCUCUAAUGGUUCAUAUGCCUCCACUUUUAUCGUCUUUACUUUCUCUUUGGGUUUGAUGUUCUUGAAACCUGUUUCGAAGGACUGUGCUGUAAUUGCUGUUAUUAGAGACAAAACAAUAGGUGCGUGCGCUUGGACAAUGUUUGGCUGAAGGCUAGUAGUGCAACCGCCGGUACAGUAUGCAUUUGACAUGACAAUGGACUCCCUACAUUGUUAAGCAUGAGGUCUGCUCAGGUUUGUUAUAAGCAUUCAGGUCUGCUUGGCCAAUAAUUGUUUUCCUACUCCAUUGCAGGGAAAAGCCCCGUCAUACAUGCCUACUUUACUAUAACCACACAGUAGCAGUAGGUGUUCGCAACAACUUUAAAAAUGUAAGUAAGACAACUGACUAUUGGUCAAAGCAGUCAUGUUCCCAAUACUUUGAGUCUCCUAUACCUUCUCAUUUCAGUGUCUUUCCCUAUUUUGAUCGAACCUAUGUCCGUCCCCCUUCCAGCAUUUCUAACCAAUCACAGCAAUCAGUGUUGCAGUACCUUGACUAGGAGCUUGGAAUUCUCAGCUGUUGACAAGAGUCGUCUUAGAUAUUUCUCAGUUUUUCCUCAAUUAGUUUCCGUAAGCCCCCUUUCUCAACUGAAUGCAUGUGAUUUUAGUGAACUGCAGGUUUUGUGUUGGUGAGGGGUUGGCUUUUUGAGGAUUUCUGAAGAGCUUGAGAAUAAACAACUGUAUUAAAUGUAGAUAUGUUAAUUAUA
Molecule: messenger RNA, 2895 nt
Organism: Oncorhynchus nerka (sockeye salmon)
Lineage: Eukaryota; Metazoa; Chordata; Actinopteri; Salmoniformes; Salmonidae
Product: STIP1 homology and U-Box containing protein 1
Exons: 8
Coding region: 293-1150 (285 amino acids)
Biological process (GO): cellular response to misfolded protein; protein polyubiquitination; positive regulation of proteolysis
Cellular component (GO): cytoplasm; Z disc
Molecular function (GO): ubiquitin protein ligase activity; protein-folding chaperone binding
Source: RefSeq, a predicted model, not a curated record